Homo sapiens (human) is the source of this 1568-nucleotide messenger RNA. The record is from RefSeq and is a predicted model, not a curated record. NCBI's taxonomy places the organism in Eukaryota, Metazoa, Chordata, Mammalia, Primates, Hominidae.
AUGAACACAGGGAGCUCAGGCUCCCACGGCGUCCGCCGCUCAGCCCGCCGCCAGGAACCCUCGGCUGCUUCCAUUGUUGCACCUCCGCUGUUGCCAUGUUGGAGGGAGAGCCCCCUGACCUCGGCUGCCUCCACUCUGGGGGCACUUUACAGACGCUGGGGCCGAUGCAACCCGCAGGAUGCGUGUCCUACCUGCGCUAGCUGCUGGCUCUGCUGCAACAUCCGACGUGUCUUGUGCCUGGCGACGUGGGCUGCUCGCUCCGCGCCUCCCGGGCUCGCUCUGCGGCUCCAGGCGCCUCUUGCACCAGCGCGAGAGGAGCUGGCCGGCCGCACGCCGCCUGCUCCCGGGCCGCUCCCCUCUCCAGGCUCCGCACAGACCCUAGGCUCCAAGGGGCAGAGGGAGAGGCAGCAAAGGGCGCAAGGACCAGCUUGUGGGGGUGGGGAGGGGUGCUCUCCGCCGAGAGCGUGCGCGAGCUCGCAGAGUCAGGCCACCCCGGGUGAGACAAUAGCGGCAGCAGCGGGCGAGAGAGGGGAAGCCAUCUCCCGGACACCCGGCGCACUGCACGGCGACGCGACGCUCGGCCAGACCCUGCCUGGACAGGCAGGCACCCGGCCGCCGGCUCCAGCCGCAGCGCCGAAUCCGCCGCGAGCCGGAGGGCGGGGCGGCUGCUGGAACCCGGGCCGCCCUUCGCCUCUCCCCUCCCCUUCCCCCUCCUCUUCUCUUCUCCUCUCCUCCUCUCCCCUCCGACUCCCGCCCCACUUGCCAUUGCGUGGGGGAAGAGAAACGCGCUGGCGUCAAGUUGUGCUCUGCAACCCAAGAGCCAGGAUUUCCACUCCCCACUUGGGUGAGGGUUUUUGCGGAUGGUCGUUAGUUUCCCCUGCUGGAACCCCUUGGCUUUGGGUCAGAGGAAAGCUCAAUCAUUCUGCUAGAAAUGACGGUGCUGAGGUCCAGUUAUCCGUUUCAGGAAUUUCUACCAUAAUUACGGUAGCGAUGUUCGGGGGAUCCCCUACCUUGAGGGUUAGGUUGGGGUAGAGAGAGGCUGUCUCCGGGCUUUACACGCUCAGUGUCAUUCGUCUUUCUGUCUCCUUCCUUCCUCCCUUUCUGGAAGGGGAGUCUCGUUUGUUUUUGUAUUCGCCCAGGUGGAUCUUCCGAGCUGCGAUCCAGGAAACAGCAGUCAACCUAAGUAGGGAGGGGAGAUAGAGGAUCCUCCAACCCAACUAGGGUAGUGAGAAAAAAAAGUAAAAAAAAAAAACCUUUCAUACAAUAUGUUAUAUUUAAAUUUUCUACUCUAAAUACCUUUCUUCCAGCAGUGGUCUCUGGAAGAAUUUUCCUAAAGGCUCCACCCAAAAGAAACCAUGAGUUGGCCAGCUCCUCGUUUGCAUUUGGUUUGCAUAGUACCAACGAUCACUAAUCUCAAAGUAUAUUUUCCUAAAAACGUGAAUCGUGUUUUCCUCCACUGCCCUCAUUUCUUCUUUCUUUCUCGACAGACUAUGAAGAUUAACACCUGGUCCUCAGCCUCUCAAGUAAAACCAUGAUUAAAUAAAUUUGUUAUGCUUUUCUCUGGUUAA